Messenger RNA from Coccidioides posadasii C735 delta SOWgp, 2531 nucleotides. RefSeq lists its product as uncharacterized. NCBI's taxonomy places the organism in Eukaryota, Fungi, Ascomycota, Eurotiomycetes, Onygenales, Onygenaceae. The record is from RefSeq and is a predicted model, not a curated record.
CGAAAGACGGCAGUCUGGUUGACGGUUCCAGGUACGAAAACCCUCCCUGUCCUCCAAAAGGUUUUUUCAUCUUCCGUCCCACCGUUUCCAAGCCACGUUGGUGUUCCCACCAACCCCGGCAGUGCACUCGAUUGCCCCUCCUUUGCCGCCGCCGCCGCCGCCUUCGCUCCCUCCUCGCCGACUUAGCCUAUAACUUUUCUUCCGCUCCCCAACGGGGGAAAAAAAAAAAAAAAAGAAAAAAGUAAAAAUAAAAAUAAAAAUAAAAAGGAAAAGGACAUUUCGUUGACACUCGCCCGUCACUCGCUAUCCUAUCGUUUGUUGUUUUUGUGAAUGAGUGCUUGUUUUCUGCGCCGUGUGCUACCUUCUCAGCUCAAGGCAGCAUUCCAGUUUGGCAAACGACGCGCGGACACCCGGUUUUGGCUCAAGGAUAGGCAGGCCUCCAGCACCAAAAUCAGCCCUAUUGUCUCUCGCUUUCACGUCCUGACAUUCGUCCCUCGUUCUUCCACCGUUGCUACCUCGAAAGCAUCCUCUCUCUGGACAUUUUCGAUUUCCCUAGUUCUUUUGUGCGGCGGUCUAGCAUUGAGCAAUUCAUAUACGAGUAUUUGGCCAUUUGGGGACCCUAAGAUAGUUAAGAUACACGACGAGUCUUUCGCCGACGAGCUGCAAAACCCUGAGAUUCUACAAACUAUGACUGAGCAAAUCCCUACCGGCCACGUCGGCAACCUUACGUUGGAGGAGGAAGCGAAGCUAAAAGAAUUCUGGGGCGCGCUUUUUAAAUUAUUCGGAGUUGCAGAUUCCCCAGAAGAGAGGCAGCCGACUCCACCAACAUCGCCUAGUGACACUGCUUCCGACCCGAAGAAGCCUAAGCGCAAACUCGGCCUGUUUGGUAAAAAAGAUGGAAAUGCUGAAGAGCAUGGUGUGAAAUCUUCCGAUGUCGAAGAUAAAUAUGGCCAAACCAAGGAGUUUUACGAUGCUCUCUCCACCCAUACACCAGAACAGUUAAGAAUUGCGUUUUGGAGUAUGGUGAAGCAAGACCACCCUGAUGCCCUUCUACUCCGCUUCCUUCGCGCCCGGAAAUGGGACGUGAAUCGGGCGAUGAUCAUGUUAAUAUCUGCCCUACACUGGAGAGCCAAAGCCAUUAAUCUUGAAGAGAAGAUUAUGAAAGUUGGAGACGCUGGCGCCCUUGAAGGAACAAAAAGCAGCGAUCCCGCGAUUAAAAAGGAUUCCGAAGACUUCAUGAAUUUACUCCGACUUGGCGAGAGCUUUAUACAUGGGAAGGACAAAGCCGGCAGACCAGUCUGUUACAUUAGAGUGAGACUGCACAAGGCUGGAAUACAUUCCGAAGCGGCACUAGAAAAUUACACUGUCUAUCUGAUCGAAACGUCAAGAUUAUUAUUGGAAAAGCCGGCGGAGACAGCUGCCCUUAUCUUUGACAUGACCGACUUUUCUCUCGCAAACAUGGACUAUGCUCCAGUAAAGUUCAUGAUCAAGUGCUUCGAAGCUAACUACCCUGAGAGUCUUGGUGUGAUUCUUGUGCACAAAGCCCCAUGGAUAUUUUCCGGUAUUUGGACUGUCAUCAAAGGCUGGUUAGAUCCAGUCGUUGCUGCUAAAGUCCAUUUCACAAAGACCGCUGAAGACCUUGAAGCAUAUGUUUCACGUAGCCAGCUCAUCAAGGAAAUGGGUGGUGACAACCCAUAUACAUACAAAUAUAUCGAGCCGGAAGUAGGGGAAAAUUCAAGGCAGGAGGAUACCAACGCGAUGGAGACCUUGAUCAGCAAACGGUUCCAAUACGCCGCUGAGUUCCAGCUUGCUACGAAGUCAUGGAUAUCAACAAAUGGCGCCUCUGCAAUGGCCGAAUCAGCGGAACUUAUGAAAACGCGAAACAACAUUGCUUCUCAAUUGCAUGACAACUAUUGGUACCUUGACCCAUUCGUGCGGGCACGAUCUCUAUACGACCGCCUCGGCGCUAUUCCACGCCGCGAAGCCAAGAAAGCUACAUCAUCCAGAGCAGAUAGUCUCAAGACUCAUAUUUCCGAGAAGCGCAGCUUUGAAAUUGUCACCACGAGACAGAUUCUUGUUGAUAGUGAUGGCGAUGAAGUCGAUUAGAAGUUGAAGUCGAUUGUCGCUCUUGUUCUCUCCUCUUUGUUCUAACUUCUUCGACCACUCAACACGGCAUUUAGCCUUGGCUUCUUUUCAGGAACGUUUGCUCAGAAGCUUGAUGCCAAUUAUCUCUGUGGCCCUAUCGUGGGCAAAGAGAUCGGAAAGUCGUACUCAUUCUUUUGCUUGAUUACAUUUUUACUUGCUUCGGGACCUUUGCAUGGUUGCUUUUCUUUCCUAAACCGUCGGAUUAUGGAGAAAACGGAUGGCAUACAGUUGAUUCCCCUUUGAUUACGUGACUUGAAGCAUAUAGGACUGGUCCUGUACAUUAAACUCGCCUCUCCUGUGCUCUCUAUCCUGCGCUCCUUCUCCUGGAAGAUUCUUCUCUGAUCCAAAAAAAUAAAUGAACACCAAGGUGUUUUUGUGCAAAGUAC